AUGUGGCUCUCCGAGCCUUGCGUCCACCUUAAGGACAGAGACGAGCAAUGGUGGGCAGCUUACAACGUCCUGUACAACCCUGGCGCGGAACAAGCUUCGAAACAGGGCCGUAUCGACUUCAACGACAUGCCAGACUGGGAUGCUAUACCUCUAGAAAAUAUCCCAGUAGCGUACGAUCUGGUCGUCAUGGCAGAAAAAGAUGCGAGGAUCGCGGAGCUCGAGCAGAACUUGAAGACGACCACCGAAAACAUACAGAGAGCUCAACAGGACCUUGAUGCUGCCACACAGAGCCUACAAGAUAUGACCACAAAGUCACAGAGCCAGCAAGAUCUUCUGUAUACACUUUGGCAGAGAAUUUGUGCAUCGGGAUGUACCGAUACCUACCUGCGCGGUAUGGUCCAGAGAACGGCACCAGAGCUGCUCGAUCUGAAUGAGCAAGACAACUGCAAGACCACGAGAUGGAAGGGCAAGCAGGCAGCAGCAAUCGGGCCUGUAAUACCGAACGACGAACACACUUUCGUACUUGAUUCGACUUUGAGCGGGGUGGAAGAGUCUCCUGGAGACUCCGGCAUAUGGCCAGAUCUGUAG
Messenger RNA from Pseudocercospora fijiensis CIRAD86, 588 nucleotides. RefSeq lists its product as uncharacterized. The transcript has a single exon. Bases 1 to 588 code for a protein of 195 amino acids. Lineage: Eukaryota; Fungi; Ascomycota; Dothideomycetes; Mycosphaerellales; Mycosphaerellaceae. The record is from RefSeq and is a predicted model, not a curated record.